ACCGCCACGUCACUACUCGCCCGUCGCACAUUAGCUAUGUCAUGUGUGUACUUUCCUGACGAAGUUGUGCCUAUGAUUCUUCAGCUCGCAUUAACUUGACGGCGAGCCUGAAGCACGAUAAGAGCUCCUCGAACACCCUACACCAAUACCUUCCCUCCCACUCGUUUUGCGCUCGCAACGACCGUUUCAAAGAUGCUUUGUGAUGUUUGCAAGCAAAGUCUGGAGGGAAUGAACGACCCUAUUGUCACACCACAUCUUCGAGCCGUACAACAAGGGGAACACAGAUCUCGUGGCACCCUGUUCGACAUUGAAAAACACGUGUUUGGGCAUCACCGUACUCGUGACUCACUAGUACAAUCAAUCAAACAGCAGUGCCUCCUUUCUGUUAAGUUCAAAGACCAUGAGCAUAACCUUACACGUGCUGACGAUGACUUCCUCACGAGUUUCAAUUUAUUCGUCUACGAAAAAGAAAAACGUAUAUUCGUAAAUCUUAUGUGGAGGGGGACGAGAGCUGGGACAUUAUCAAUCCUAUUGCCCCUCGAAAGCAUGCAGGAAAAAGCCGAUUUGAUCCUCGAGCUGAACGACAACACAGAUGGCCAGCACUCUCGAAGGCUGAUCGACGGAUGGGAUAAAAAUUGCCUCGCCAAACAUUCACGAUGCACACGAACUGGCGAUUCUGCCUUUUUACCUACGAAGAUACUUGAGUUCGAAGAUGGCAGUAACCCUACCACAUGUAGGCUAGUGUUGCGAGAAGAGAUAUAUUCUAACUCAAGAUACACUGCAUUGUCCUAUCGUUGGGGUACUGCAGGGAAACCAGGAAAAUUGUGUCUUUUACAGUCAACGUUCGAUACCAUACGCAGUGGAUUGCCUCUCGGGUCCCUUUCAAAGACAUAUGUCGAUGCCAUUCACGUCACUGCACGACUCGGCAUUAGAUACAUAUGGAUUGAUGCGCUCUGUAUAAUACAGGAUUCUCCAAAAGAUUGGCGCGUUGAAGCUGCUACGAUGCAAGCCGUUUACCGCAAUUCAUACCUUACUAUCUCGGCUGUCGCGGGUGCUCACGAUGACUCUGGUCUAUUCUAUUCACGAGACCCCGCCAAAGUCCAGCCCACCGUCGUAAAUAUCGCAUACACAUCAUACGAUAAGCCCAAGACUUUCGUAUGUUCAGAUGAGACACAGGCAGUGGAAGCGUCUUUCCGGCUCGGCAACGUCACGAGGAAGCGUGGCUGGUGUCCCCAAGAACGCCUCUUGCCAUGUCGUGUUUUACACUUUGGGUCGCAGCAAGUUUUCUGGGAGUGUCACGAACAACACGCGUCUGAAACAAUGCCAUGGUCUAUGUCUUAUGGUCACUGGGAUCGUGAUCUUCCUAGAAAAAGACUAUGGAAACUAUCAAUCGGCGAGACGCUCUUUCUUGACCCAGAAGACCCGUAUACGACCCUGUUCCUCGAGUGGUAUGCUAUGAUAUCCAUCUACAGUAACUGCCAACUCACGCAUGCGUCCGACAAGCUCGUGGCUAUAUCUGGCUUGGCCAACGACAUGAGAUCAGCGUUGAACACUCGCCGACCUCAUACACACCACACAUAUAUUGCUGACUUGUGGGCAGAAGACCUUCGCUUUGGCCUGUGCUGGUCGUUGGACGGCUUUGGUAGCAGAUCAGCUGUUUACCGAGCUCCAUCUUGGUCUCCAAUGUCACUCGAUGGAUCGAUACACUGGAAUGGGUCGCCAAAGAGGGAUGAAUUCACAUGGCACGUCACCAAUGCGAAUUGUACGGCGGCAACGCGUUAUAUCAAUGAUUUGGAUACGGGCGAAGUCACUAGCGCAUAG
Alternaria rosae is the source of this 1821-nucleotide messenger RNA. RefSeq names its product heterokaryon incompatibility protein-domain-containing protein. Bases 193 to 1821 code for a protein of 542 amino acids. The transcript has a single exon. Lineage: Eukaryota; Fungi; Ascomycota; Dothideomycetes; Pleosporales; Pleosporaceae. The record is from RefSeq and is a predicted model, not a curated record.